Molecule: messenger RNA, 1506 nt
Organism: Peronospora belbahrii
Lineage: Eukaryota; Oomycota; Peronosporomycetes; Peronosporales; Peronosporaceae
Source: the annotation of a GenBank genome assembly
AUGUCUGGACCCUCGUGCAUUUCGAGACUAGCAUUAAAGCCAAUAACUCAUCCGUAUGAAGGUUGGGCACCGCAUCGUUACUGCAAUUCCUUAGACAACAUUGAGACAACACGCAUCCCACCACUUACGUCCAAGCAGGCAAAAGUCGUAGAGUCUUUGGAACAAGUUCAGAUUAUUGCACGACAUGGAGCACGAGUUCCCUAUGCGAGACUCUUUUGUUGGGAUUCACGCAAGCAUAAUCCAAUGAAUGCCGAAUGGGACUGCACUACCCUUUCUGUUUCGUCACAGGACCUUAAUGUUUCAGAACAAUCAAAGGGAUUUGGUCGCUUGUACCGCAAGCAAUACAUUGAUGGACAUAAUAUUCUCAAGGGAGACUGCAUUGUUGGUGGACUGCUCGAAUUGGGGCGUCAGCAACACAAGAAAAAUGGAGAGUUUUUGCGUGACGCGUACGUGGGUGACGGCUCACUAAAGCUAUUCCCCACUGCCAACUUGUUGGACCUCAAUCUGUCGGAUAUCUAUCUCCGAAGUGAUGACCAAGAGAGAACGCUAGGAUCAGGUCAAGCGCUGAUUGACGGACUCUUUCCGGUUGACAGUGCCCCACCACUUGAGCUUCACCGCAUGCUAUCAUGGAAUGUUGCAGACAUUUCGGUUGACUACAUCAGUCCAAACGAUAAUAUUUGCCCAAUCAUGUCACACAUUAAACAGGCCUCCAACGAGAGUCCUGCGUUUCGGAAUCACCUUGAAAACCCUGCUACUGUCGAUAUCGAGCAUCAUUUUAAUGAUAUUGUCGGUGGUUUCUCCUGGAACACAGUACUAGAGUGCCUAAGUACGGCGCGCUGCAAUAACCUCGAGCUACCAGAUGGAGUGGAUGAAGAGACGUUUAUCAAGACUUACCACGAAGUUGAAGUGCGCGAAGGUAUAUUUCUGACCUACAAUGAUUCGUGGUACGCAAAAAUUGCGAUGCAACCGCUAGUCCACGACAUGGUCACUCGGCUCAAUGGCGUAUUGAACGGUGACCCGGACGCGUACAAGCUUUCUAUAACGAUGGCUCAUGAUUCAACUAUCAUGCCAUUCCUGGCUGCAACCGUGAAGGAGAACUGGGACCGCAUGUGGACUCCAUACGCAGGCAUGCUGGUGCUUGAGGUUUACAAGACUAAGAGUGGAUCGCAUGCAGCUCGAAUGAUUUUCCAUGGAGAUCCUCUACUGUUACCUGAUUGCCGUGACACUCUGUGUGACAUUGAAGAGCUCUCCAAGGCAUUUGCAUUUGCGCACAAUCCGCGCACUGAGCACGAUUGCAAGCUGCCCGAUAUGGAAAACAAAAGCAAAACGCCAUCGUCAAGUUUAAGUACGAUGGCCGAUGACCAGGACCAUUUCCGUGCGUCCGACUACAUUGGAAGUUACUUACUGUUAGGCCUAGUGGCUAUUGCUGGAUUGCUUGUAUUGCGUCAGCGUAAUCGACAAGAGGAAGUGCGUAGUGCUGAUGAAGGUAUUUCUCUCCUGUCUUAA